Molecule: messenger RNA, 1701 nt
Organism: Mustela erminea (ermine)
Lineage: Eukaryota; Metazoa; Chordata; Mammalia; Carnivora; Mustelidae
Exons: 8
Coding region: 775-1701 (308 amino acids)
Source: RefSeq, a predicted model, not a curated record
UAUGAGCAGGGUCCCUGACGCAGGACUCAAUCCUGGAACUCCAGGAUCAUAACCUGAACUGAAGGCAGUUGCUUACCCAGGUAAGCCGCCCAUGCACCCGAGAUCCUUUUACUUUAUUUGGUAUUUAUAGCCCGCUCUCUAGGGGCUUACUUUAAUGGUUUUUACGUUUGUGUGUGUUAAAUACAGAGGUGUUUGUUUUAUUUUGUUUUUUUCUGUGUAAAGUUGCUCUGGAGGGAUCUUACUCAACUAUUACCAGAAGCGGAUGUGUCACAACUUUAUUUUCCAAUUAGACUUUUUCUUUUGAAAAAAGUUAAACCUGUAGGAAAGUUGCAAGAAUAUUACAACAAACUCCCCUAUGUCCUUUCCUGGAUUCACCAAUAUAAUAUCUAUUAUUCCUUUUUUUCUCAACCAUUUGAAAGUAAGUUCCAGAUAUCAUGCCACUUUGCUCAUAAAUUCUUCAGUGUGUUUUUCCUAAGAACUGGGACAUUCUCUUAUACAGCUAUAAUUCAAUCCUUAAAUUCAGGAAAUUUAAUAUUAGUACAUACAAUUCAGUUCCUAUCUAAUUUUUAUUUUCCCAGUAUUGUCCAUUAUACUUUACAGAGUUUUGUUUUGUUUUGUUUUGUUUCCCAAGGUGAAUGAAUCUAGGAUCCAGGACCAUGCGUUGUGUUUAGUUGUUACGUCUUUGGUCUCAUCUAGAACAGUUUCUCAGCCUUUGUUGAACUUUUAAGAAAUUGACAAUUCUGAGGACUAUGGACCACGUAUUUGUUCUGUAAAAUGAUCAGCUUUGGCUGCUGCAUCACUGUCAGGAAGACUCAGCACAUCAUGUUAGGAGACAGGAGCACCUUGCAGCUAGUUCUUCUGGUCCACCAUCAGGAUUCCAUAGUUCUUUGGAAUCUUUCUAACUUUCUGGAACAUUCGGAUGUUCCGGGGCCAUCCUGCACAGUCCCCGCCCAGCUCAAGAAUGGAAGCAGCCAUUUCUUCCAGGACUACUGUUUCCUUAGAGUGAUUUGUCAGCUGUGCUCCAGGCAGCUCGAUCUGUCGAAGUCUGGGGGAGAGACGAUCAUUAGAGUUGAAAACAAGCUUCUCACCAGCUGGCAGCAGGGAUGGAAGGCAACCACUGAGAGCCCUGAGCUUCCUGAUCUAGUCAAGCCAAGAAGUUUCCAGAACUUACGGGAGAGCUCUCGCCCGGUCACCUACCUCUUGAACAUUUUCAUCACCCCAAGAGGAAACUCCACACCCAUUAAGCAGUCACUCCCCAGGCCCUCUCUUCCCCAGCCCUGGCAACGAGGAGUCUACUUUGGGUCUCCAGGAUUUUUCUAUUCUGAACGUAUCAUACGAAUGAAUCAUACACUAUGUGAUCUUCUGUGUCUGGCUUCAUUCACUUACCGCAGCGUUUUACCAGUGUUUUCUAGGUCGAUCCCUUUUGUAGCCUGUGUCAACACUUCAUUUUCCAGGCUGAAUAAUAUUCCAGUUAUUGACUGGGUCCCUACCCUGUGCCAGGAACAGCUCCUAAACGUUCAGGAGGGGUGGCAGUACCUCCUGGCUACAAGCGAUGAUCAGUGGUACCUGGUGGCCCUACAUCCUGGAACUCUUGGAUUCAGGGCAAAAUUGCUCACUUCUUACCGGCGCUCCUCUUGGAAAACGAUGUCCCCCAGCUACCGGGCCAACCCGGAAGAGUUAAAAGUGUUCGAUCUUGGUUAA